GUUCAAACCUUCAAAAUCUCCAGCCAGCUUUUCCAUCAUUCCUUGCUAGAGUUUUGCUUCAAGAUGCAGAAAACUUUUUUUUUAAAUUAAUGUAUCAAAAGAGAAGAAAAUAUCCCAUGAAAUAUUAACAACCAGUUGGUAAGACAUUUUCAAAGCAGUAUUCUUUGCCAAUAUAGACUUUCCAUUUCCUUUUUAACACAAUGCACUAAUGCAAACAACUUCCAGUCUCCUGUGAGUUCUUGCCAGGAGCUUGGCACUUAAGUGAAAUUCCAGAAAAUGGGAUUUGCUCAAUCUACCAAAACAUCUUACAUAAGUCAUUAUCAAUGUCGAAAAUGUUUCUCGUUUCUAGAAAUUAAGUCCAUGUGUCGUCUAGUUGUUCUAUUUCUUGUAAUGCUUCCUCAUGCUGCUGCAUAUGAUCCACUGGAUCCAACUGGAAACAUAACAAUAAAAUGGGAUAUUGUCUCUUGGACAGCAGAUGGCUAUGUGGCAGCGGUUACAAUGAACAACUUCCAAGUGUAUCGUAGCAUCAGGAGCCCUGGCUGGACACUAGGGUGGCAAUGGGCUAAAAAAGAAGUGAUAUGGUCCAUGGUAGGAGCUCAAACCACAGAGCAAGGAGACUGUUCCAAGUUCAAAGGAAAUGUACCUCACUGUUGUAAGAGAAAUCCUAUAGUGGUUGAUUUGCUACCUGGAGUUCCUUACAACCAGCAGUUCUCCAAUUGUUGCAAAGGCGGCGUACUAUCAGCUUGGGGACAAGAUCCUAUAGGUUCAGUCUCGGCCUUUCAGGUGAGUGUUGGACUUGCAGGAACUUCGAAUAAGACAGUAAAACUACCCACAAAUUUUACUUUGCUUGGUCCGGGGCCAGGGUACACUUGUGGCCCUGCAAAGGUUGUGGCUUCCACAGUCUACUUAACAGCUGAUCGUAGGCGAAAAACUCAGGCAUUGAUGACAUGGAAUGUGACAUGCACUUAUUCUCAAUUUCUUGCCUCAAGGAACCCGAGCUGUUGUGUUUCCUUCUCAUCUUUCUAUAAUGAGACUAUCACACCUUGCCCAACCUGCGCUUGCGGUUGCCAGAAUAAAAAAAACUGUGUUAUGAGUGAUUCAAAGAAGGCACACAAGGGAGGAAUAAACACUCCAAGGAAAGACAAUGCACCAAUGCUACAAUGCACACAUCACAUGUGCCCUAUAAGAGUGCAUUGGCAUGUGAAGCUCAACUACAAGGACUACUGGCGUGUAAAGAUUGCCAUCACUAAUUUUAACUACAGGAUGAACUACACGCAGUGGACUCUUGUUGCACAGCAUCCCAGUCUCAACGCUGUCACCCAAGUCUUUAGUUUUGAUUACAAGCCUCUAGUGCCCUAUGAAGCCAUAAAUGAUACCGGCAUGUUUUAUGGCAUGAAAUACUACAAUGACCUAUUAAUGGAAGCAGGGCCCCAAGGAAAUGUACAGUCCGAGGUACUCCUUAGGAAAAACAAGGACACAUUUACCUUCAAGCAUGGUUGGGCAUUUCCUCGGAAAGUCUACUUUAAUGGGGAUGAAUGCUUGCUGCCUCCUCCUGAUACCUACCCUUUUCUACCAAACUCUGCCCAUGUAAAUCCAAUUACCAUAUUGACAAUGGCGUUCUCAGUCCUCUUGUGUAUGUUGACAAUUUAGAAUUUUCAGAAGCUAUUUCAACAGAUAAAGAAGAGUGGUUUGUUUGCGUCGGACCUUCAUUCGAUACAGGUAUACAUCAUAACUCAUUUCUUGAAACUUGCGGAUUUGAUCAGGAUGGGAUGAUUUUUGAUAGUUGUGAAAAAAAUAAACUAAAUGCACAUGAUCUAGAAAUUCCCCUUUUUGAGAUGCAUCAUGGUGUAAAUUUAAUUGUCUCACUUACUCUGUCUCUCGUGUAGCUUAAAUGUCAAUUGAUAUUAAUCAAUUAGCCUUUUUCUCUUCUGCAUUUUACAUGGUAUUCGGUAUGUACGAUACUCUUAUUU
Messenger RNA from Durio zibethinus, 1970 nucleotides. Its product is annotated as COBRA-like protein 4. Gene Ontology annotation, cellular component: plasma membrane. The record is from RefSeq and is a predicted model, not a curated record. Gene Ontology annotation, biological process: plant-type cell wall cellulose biosynthetic process; cellulose microfibril organization. NCBI's taxonomy places the organism in Eukaryota, Viridiplantae, Streptophyta, Magnoliopsida, Malvales, Malvaceae.